CUCAUGGCACGUCAUAAAGGGCCAUACGCUCCCCUUCUCCCCCCUCCUUGCAGGCGCGUAACGGUCCCUCCAGCCCCGCGCGCUUGGCGCCUGCGCGCAGCGGCCAUGGCGGCGCAGCUCGAGUCGGUGCCCGCGGUGGAGAUCGACCCGGACGGCACGUUCAAGUACAUCCUGGUGCGGCUGCAGCGCGCGGGCGGCGCCGAGCACCGGGACGUCGUCCGGGGAACCGCGGCCGCCGAGUUCCACAAUCACAUCCUGGAGCGAGUCGGGCCCGAGCUGGAGAAGCUGGGCUUCGAGUGCAAGUGCCUGGGAGGCGGAAAAAUCGAGCAUCGCCCGCAGCAGAAGAAGAUGCGGGUGUUCGGCCUCUCCACGGGAUAUGGUAAAGCAGAUCAUGCAGUGACAGUAGAAAUACUGAAAAAAGUAUACCAAGACUAUGAAAUCACUUGGUCAGAUGACAAGAAAUGAAAAACCACUCCAGAAUCUGAAAUUCAAAAUAGUUUGCACUCUAGUUAUUGAUCUAAAUGAAAGUCUAUAUUGUGUUCAAACAAACUGCUGUUAGCUUUAUCUGAAUAAAAUAUGGAAUGGGUGUUC
This is a messenger RNA of Pelodiscus sinensis (Chinese soft-shelled turtle), 591 nucleotides long. RefSeq names its product 14 kDa phosphohistidine phosphatase-like. Gene Ontology annotation, biological process: peptidyl-histidine dephosphorylation. The record is from RefSeq and is a predicted model, not a curated record. Gene Ontology annotation, cellular component: cytosol. Gene Ontology annotation, molecular function: protein histidine phosphatase activity. NCBI's taxonomy places the organism in Eukaryota, Metazoa, Chordata, Testudines, Trionychidae.